AAUAAAUUGGUGAGAUGUUUAAAAAAAAUCACAAGAAUUUGAACGACAUGUUUGGAGUUUAAGGAUAAUCAAAUAUCAUGUGUUUCUUGAAGUAGUAUUACUUUUAUGAUUGUUUUUUGACGAUUUGCGCAAUUUGUAUUUCAUUUCAUUAGCGUGGGAGGAUUUGAGGAUAUGUUAAUUAACAUGUGUUAGGUGAACUAUUGUCAUGCAUAUGUGAAAAUUUGUGUUCUUUAAUAAAAUAUGAAGCAUGUUUGUUAUUAUUACCGAAAUGACCUGUAAACCCGACCCGAAACCGAAUAGGUUGGGUCAAUAUUUGACCCGAAAUCAGUCAACCAACACAUGAUCCAACUCGUAACCGAAGUCCCCAAUCCGACCCGAUUGCCAGGUCUAAAGAUGAUUCAAUAUAGUUAAGGAAGUCAAUUUAAAAAUAUAUAUUAAUUGACAUUAUAAAGGGUAUACGUUUAGCAUAGUUUUGGUAAAAGCUUCCAAGGUCGACGACGUCUAGUCCUCCAAUUGUCCCAACUUAAUUAAACGUUAGUUUAUACUUCAGUUUUAUUAAUUAGGUAGGGCAUGCAGUCAACAGAACACCUCCGAUCCCUCAUAUUCAGCCAAAUUAAAUCUUCUAUAUAGUAUAGACAGUUGGGUGUUAUGAAACUUAUUUAAAUGCCAAUUCGAUAAUGUUAUCACUUCAUCUUUUGGUACAAGUACAAAUUGGAUGUUACGACAUCCGAACAUGUCGUUGAAUUAAAAGUAUAUAUAUAUAUAUAAUUUCAUUAACAUAUAUUUAACAAUUCUUGUGUGCAUCUAAUAAUUAUCGUAGAUAGCGAGACAGUGAAAUUUAACCUCUGAACAGGUGCUUACUUAUCGCACAUAGAGAUUAGAGAGGUUUAAUCGUUAAGUACAAAAAUUAGCGUUUGACUACUGUUACGUUGCUUCAAAAUGGGUCUGUCACUAGCUUAUCUCCUCAAUUAGUUAAAACAUUGGAGUUAAAGAAGACUGAAUUUGUCAACAUAAAAGAAAAAAACAAAGGAGAAUAAUUAAUGGGGGAAAAAAAAAAAUCAGCAGCAGGCCAAUCUCUCUCUCUCUCUCUCUCUCUCUCUCUCUCCAGUUCUGCUCUCUAUUAAUACCCUCUCUCCCCACUUGACUUUCUUCACCAAAAAAAAAGUCUCUCCACCUCCACCUCCAACUCCAACUCCAACACAGAGAAAAAUUCAAUUCUCUCCCCACACAACUCCAUCAUCAUGUACUCAUCAUCAUCAAGCGGCCAUCAAGUGAUGACGAGGUCGACCACCGACCAAGCCCAGCAAUGGAUGUGGAUGAAGCGCCACCGCACCACCCACUUCCUCGCCGCCGCCGCCACCGCCACGUGGGAAGAGAGAGCCUUCGCGGAGGACGCCUCCAGCGUCCUCAACGGCGGAGGCUGCAUUUGGCCCCCGAGGUCCUACCCGUGCAGCUUCUGCCGCCGCGAGUUCCGCUCCGCCCAAGCCCUCGGCGGCCACAUGAACGUCCACCGCCGGGACCGCGCUCGUCUCAAGCAACAACAGUGCCACGACGAAGAAGAAGAACAAGAAGACCACGUCCACCAUCCUGUCACCGCCGCCGCCACCACCACGAACUCCUCCUCCCCUAGGGUUUCCUCGUCCUCAAUUACCACCGCCAGCAAUAAUAUUAAUAACGAGUGUGGUUGGCUGGAUCUUGGACUCAUGGUCAACGUUGUGGAAAGUAGUAGUGGCGGCGAUGAGUUGAGCGGUCAUUGUUGUAACGAUGUUGAGGCGAUUUUGGCCGGUGGGAAGAGGCGGAAGACGACGGCGGCCGUGACGACAUUGUCGCUGUCGAUUGGGGCGGCGUCGGAGGGGAUGGGGAUGUGCACAGAUUUGGAUCUUGAGCUUAGGCUUUGAGCAUGCAUGUAUUGUAUGCCUGUGGCAUGGCUUUAAUUACCUUCUACUUCAUUUCAUUACCAUGUUACUGUUUCUAUUUUCUAACAUAUAUAAUAUUAUAUAUAUUAAUUAUGAUGGAAAUUAAUCACGUACGUCCAGGACUAGCUAGUAGUUUUAAAUCUCUUCUCUUGUUUUAUUUUGUUUCCCCGUUGCUUUGUUUCUGAUUCUAGUUUCUAGCGGCUUCCUGCAGCUAGCGCAGGUUAAUCUAAUCUAAUUAAUUAAUUAACUAACUGAUGUUUCCUGGGAAGAACAUAUAUAUGUAUUAAUGUAUAGGAGAGGAAGAAAUAAUCAUUAACUUGUUUAAAACACCAAAUGGGAAAGGCUGGUAGGGGAAUGACAGAAGAGCCAAUUACUACUACUGCAAGCUAAUUAAUUAAGUGAAGGUGGGAGAAGGGCCUAAUAACUUCAACUAGCACAGGGGUUAUAAUCAUUAAUCAAUGAGCUAGCUAGGGAACCAAAUUUGUGCAUGCGAGCUUCUUCAUUUGUUUGCCCAAAAUAGCAAGGAAACCAGGAGUUUCGUCCUUCUGUCUUCCCCACUGUUAGUCUCUGCAUAGUUACCAAACAAUAAAGCCCAACCUUCCUUCCUAUUCUAUGCAUCCAUUACAAUAUACAAGGCGACGAUGGAAAAGCUCAGAGAGAGAGAGAGAGACAGGGUGGCCAGACGGGAUAUGAAUUUGACUGUUGCCCUUUAGACAGAUCGCUUUUUUUUUAUGGAAAGACAAUUGUAUCCUGUGGUCCAAUCCAUCAAAGAAUAUGUUAUGUAUAAUGUAUUAGAAAAGAAACUGACAGUAGGUCACUUCAGCUACAUGCCCAAAAAAUGACACAUCAACACCAUGCAAUGCAAGGCCAGCAGCACUAUUACUCGUUACUACCAGCUGGAUCCAAAGAAUUACCAGAAGGCUUUCUCCUACUUUUUUUUCCUCACAUUUUAUCCACUGUGUAUAUUAUGGUUAGUUACUAGCUAGUAGCUACUGCCCAAUGCACAUCAAAUCACUGCAGAUGCAGGUCUCCCACAAUGGUGCCUGCUGCUUACUCAUGUACCCUCUCAUUUCUGGCAAAUAAAACUGCUUCUUCCUAACUACAUCUAAUUGUCUCCGACAGUGCAUCUUUCAACCCUACUGCCCAAUUCCUAAGCCGUCUACCGCUGUAGCUCUGAUAGCUCUCUCCCAAAAUCAGUGGGGAAGCUCCAAAAUACACACCUACUCCACAGGGAAUCAAAAUAAAUCCGAUUAAACAAACAUAUGAUUUGAAGCAACCUGCAUGGCCGGAAUAGAUGGCUUGAUUAUACGCUUAAAUGUCCGUCCGUCUACAUCACAUCACCAACACUAGUAUAUAUAGUUUAUUUCUUCUUGCUUGCGCGUCGCUUUUGUUUAGUUCUUAGCUUAGGGGCUUAGGCGCUAUACCCCUUUUUGUACGUAUGUGUUCAUUGCUGCAACAUUGACACGCUACAAACAAUCACACACCAAUUAAAUUAAAACGAUCAACCCUUGAAAUCUAUGGCCGCCUAGCUAACUCUUAUCUCCAUGUAUCCAACCAAGAAGAAGCUCUCCUUCACGAACCCUUGUGUACAUUUAUGUGCGGACAUGAUUAUUGUAUGCGAGGAGAUCAGAUGCAUGUUUAAUGUACAGGGGACAUAAUAUGGUGUUGGAACUCUUUCAAUGGUUGAACUUAUUGGAAUGACAAAAAUUCUUCUCGAUACUCUAUAUAUAUAAUACUAGCUCCGGACUCGAAACAGGGAAAUGCCCGGGGUGGCCAAUAAUAGCGGGAGCAGAUCAAGUGCAUAAUCUUAUGGUCAAUAACUAUGCAUAACUCAAUCAGAAGUCAUCAUAUCAGCGCCCUUUCUCUCUCUUGAAAAGUCUUUAAUGUCCCCCCUUAAUAUUUAACGAAUGAUUUCUCACUCGUUGUAAGUCGGAAAUUAAUUUUUUUGCACAAU
Molecule: messenger RNA, 3870 nt
Organism: Linum trigynum
Lineage: Eukaryota; Viridiplantae; Streptophyta; Magnoliopsida; Malpighiales; Linaceae
Source: the annotation of a GenBank genome assembly